GAUGGUGCCGAACUGAACGGCUUGCGCGGGAGCUUUCGGCGAGGAUACACCAUCGUCGUGGAGUGUUCGAAGCAACAGGCACUGUACAUGGACGCUUUGCGAAUUCUGGAUGCGCCCGGGACCGGAAACUGGAGCCGCGAGUCUGAUAAAGCCGCGGUUGGGAAUACUCUUGUGCAGAUGGUGUGGAACAAAUUGUUGUUCCUGCUGGAGCGCCGCGAUUUUCCUGGCUACAGGUUCUUGCUGAACCGGCAGGGGGCGUGCUGUUUCAAUGGCCUUCCCGUGGAGCCUGUUGAUAGCUUGAUUCCCGGCUUCGUGACAGUGCUCGAUCCUUUUGAGGACGCUGCAGCUUUUGCUGUGGAAUGGUUCUUGCAUCACAAUGGUUUCCGAACAGUUCUUGAGCGAGACCCAGCAGGUUGGUCGCCCCUGUGCUACGCCGUCAUCAGAGGCGAUGUGGCCCUUGUCCAAGGGCUUUUGCAGAGGAGGGCAGAUCCCAAUGAUCAAGUGACCAAGGGCAAGGGCUCUCUCUUCCCUGGGCGUAUGCCGGUGCUCGCGCUGGCAGCUCAUUUUCACCACAACCAGGUCAUGGAGACAUUGAUUGCUGCACGAGCCAGUACUCAUCAUGCUGACGUGGCUCGGGCUACCCCCGUGCACUGGGCCAGUCUUGCCAACAAUGCCAACGGCCUGCGCAUGCUCUGCGAGGCGCACGCCGACCUUAUGAAGCAAAACGUUCUGGGAAUGAGCGUGUUCGAUAUGGCUUGUUGCAAUGGAGCUGUCGAAUCCAUGGCAGAGAUUCUAGCCCAGAAUCCUGAGACGAGCAUGAGAUUCGGCCUUCACUUUGCGGUGAUGUUCCUUGGUGGCCACGAGAAGCCAAUCCAGUGGCUUAUCCAUGCGAAAGCCGACCUGGAGGAGAAGUUCGAAGUUCAGAG
Molecule: messenger RNA, 926 nt
Organism: Symbiodinium necroappetens
Lineage: Eukaryota; Dinophyceae; Suessiales; Symbiodiniaceae
Source: the annotation of a GenBank genome assembly